Messenger RNA from Ziziphus jujuba (common jujube), 982 nucleotides. Its product is annotated as probable phospholipid hydroperoxide glutathione peroxidase. Gene Ontology annotation, biological process: response to oxidative stress. The record is from RefSeq and is a predicted model, not a curated record. NCBI's taxonomy places the organism in Eukaryota, Viridiplantae, Streptophyta, Magnoliopsida, Rosales, Rhamnaceae. Gene Ontology annotation, molecular function: glutathione peroxidase activity. Gene Ontology annotation, cellular component: cytosol. The transcript is spliced from 6 exons. The coding region runs from base 90 to 803 and encodes 237 amino acids.
AAAUAAAAAAUGGUUUGAAGAUUGGUGGUGGGGUCCAAAUUUUCUUAUCGCUAUAUAAAUAUUCGUGGAUUUCUUUGUGUUUGGUCCCAAUGCUUUGCUCGUCGACUCGCCUCUUCCGUAGAAAUCUUUCUAUCUCUGCUAUUUCGUCUUCUUUUCUGCUGUCUAAUCGAUUCUCUUGCGGUUCUAAGCGUACCCUUUUCGUUUCUUCUCAAAUUCCUUCUUUUUCUUCCAGUUUUAUAGAUACCCGAGCAAAUUUUCAGAGACCCAUUUGGAGUUCUUUGAGAUCCGAACAUACAAUGGCUAGCCAAUCAAAGACCGGAUCCAUCCAUGACUUCACUGUUAAGGAUGCUAAGGGAAAUGAUGUUGAUCUCAGCAUCUAUAAGGGGAAGGUCCUCUUGAUUGUUAAUGUCGCAUCGCAAUGUGGCUUGACCAAUUCAAACUACACUGAGCUUGCACAGGUGUAUGAGAAAUACAAAAACCAAGGAUUGGAAAUUCUGGCAUUCCCUUGUAAUCAGUUUGGAGCUCAGGAACCAGGGACCAAUGACGAGAUUGUAGAGUUUGCAUGCACUCGUUUUAAGGCCGAGUAUCCCAUCUUUGAUAAGGUGGAUGUGAAUGGUGACAAUGCGGCUCCAGUGUACAAGUUCUUAAAAUCAAGCAAAGGUGGACUCUUUGGGGACAGCAUCAAGUGGAACUUUUCCAAGUUCCUUGUUGACAAAGAUGGAAAUGUUGUUGACCGCUAUGCACCCACAACUUCUCCACUUAGCAUUGAGAAGGAUAUAAAGAAACUUCUGGGGGUUGCAUAAAUCAGCUCUCUAAAUUAGGAUUCUACUAUGAAUAAGCAUUGUAAUGAGCACUCUCUCAUAAUGUAUUGCCCCGAUGGAGGACAUAUGCAACGGUUUAUACUCAAAUUAUGUAUUUAGUGAAACAGCACUUUAUGUUCAAAUGAAAGCUUAAUUGUUAUAAAAUUUGAGCUCUUCAUCUA